AUGCAAAACCUGAUCGAAUCGUUGCUCAACUAUUCGAGAACGGGUUCUUCUGAUCGGUUGUUUGUGAAAACCGAUCUCAAUGUUUUAUUGGACGAAGUGAAAAGCACGUUACAGGACGCAGUCGAAGAAAAGAAUAUUGUGAUCGAGUCUGAUAAGCUGCCAACUAUGGAAGUGAUUCCACAUCAAUUUACGCAGUUGCUAUUGAACCUGCUUUCAAAUUCGAUCAAGUACCGCAAGCCUGGUGCGGCUUUGCUGGUACAGAUAAAAGCGGAGAAGGUCAAGGCCGGCGAUCAUCCGGGUGUAUCCGAAGCGAGCAAUACGGAUAUCUGGAAGAUAUCAGUUGCAGACAACGGCAUUGGUUUCGAGCCUGAAUAUGAACGUAAAGUUUUCGAGCUUUUCCAGCGGUUGCAUGGCCGUGAUGAAUACAGUGGUACCGGUAUAGGCCUUGCCAUCUGUAAGAAGAUCGUACAAAAUCAUCAUGGAUCAAUCACGGCGAAAGGCAGACCGGGCGUCGGCGCGACAUUCACCAUCUACCUCCCGGAAAAUCAUAUACCUGCCUGA
Messenger RNA from Ostertagia ostertagi, 561 nucleotides. NCBI's taxonomy places the organism in Eukaryota, Metazoa, Nematoda, Chromadorea, Rhabditida, Trichostrongylidae. The record is from the annotation of a GenBank genome assembly.